GCGAUAUGACAACACUGCGUAUUAAAUGUCAUUAAGAAACGUCGGACAUGUUUGUUUGUUAAUGACAUUCAGUCCAUACACCAUUCGUUGUUCAGACACGCUCGAAGGAGCUUCUCGAAAUUCAAAUCGUUUCCCCGUGUAAACUCAAUUUAUUUUUCUUCUAAAAUAUGGAUGAAGGUGACUACGAUAAUGACGAAGUUGGAGGAGGAGAAGAUUUCGACGACGAUGCCGAUGAUGAUAACAUAGACGAUCAAGAUGAGGACGUUGCAUUCGAAAUAAUUUCGGCUGGUCAAUCAGGAGGCAGUGUGGCUAAAAACAAAAGAAUCACCACAAAAUAUAUGACGAAAUAUGAACGAGCUAGAGUACUUGGUACACGGGCAUUACAGAUUGCAAUGUGCGCUCCAAUUAUGGUUGAAUUGGAUGGCGAAACAGACCCCCUACAGAUUGCCAUGAAAGAGUUGAAACAGCGCAAAAUUCCGAUCAUAAUUCGACGAUACUUACCAGACCAUUCGUACGAAGACUGGAAUAUCGAUGAACUUAUUAUUAUUGAUACGUAGAAAUGAUGACAAACCACUUGAAUUAAAUAAAUCCUUUAUAAUUACA
Messenger RNA from Bradysia coprophila, 603 nucleotides. It is a transcript of the gene Polr2F, whose product is annotated as RNA polymerase II subunit RpII18. Gene Ontology annotation, molecular function: DNA binding. The record is from RefSeq and is a predicted model, not a curated record. Gene Ontology annotation, biological process: tRNA transcription by RNA polymerase III; transcription by RNA polymerase I; transcription by RNA polymerase II. NCBI's taxonomy places the organism in Eukaryota, Metazoa, Arthropoda, Insecta, Diptera, Sciaridae. Gene Ontology annotation, cellular component: RNA polymerase I complex; RNA polymerase III complex; RNA polymerase II, core complex.